Rana temporaria (common frog) is the source of this 652-nucleotide messenger RNA. It is a transcript of the gene C1H22orf15, whose product is annotated as chromosome 1 C22orf15 homolog. Bases 20 to 475 code for a protein of 151 amino acids. Lineage: Eukaryota; Metazoa; Chordata; Amphibia; Anura; Ranidae. The transcript is spliced from 5 exons. The record is from RefSeq and is a predicted model, not a curated record.
CAUCAAGACCGUAUAUAAGAUGUUUAUCACCGUGAAAUAUGGAGCUGAUCAUCAGAUCUUAUUGAAUCCUAACUGCAAGAUGGUAAAUUUAUCAGAAGUCUUGAGGGAGAAAUGUCAAUGUGGAAGUGAAGUUCCUAUAGAUCUCUUGGAUGAAUCGGGAACGUUAAUAAAUCUCAAUGAUCUGGAGGGUUCCCAAGAAGUUGCUACUAAUCAUCUAAAGGAACGCCAGUGCUAUAUAUUGGUCAAAAUAAUCCGAGUAGAAGGAGCAGAGCAAGCCCGCUAUGAAUCUAUGCUGGAGAACCUGUGGAAACGUCAUCCAGAGUUAGCAGAACGCCUACAAAAGCUAUCUAAUCCUAAUGUGCGGGACAAAAUGCGCAAUUCUAACAACAAGAAAUUGCGAGCCUCCAAAGAAACUCCUUUCACUUCUCCUACAAAACCAAGAGCUGCUUCACAGCAGAAGAGCCGGCCAACCUGAAGAGCCGAUGUACAUUUUGGGGACUAUCAACAGAUCUAAAGUCAAUAGAGAAGAUAUACAGCUUAGACAGAGACAAUUUCAUUUUGUUAUUAUGUUUAUUUAAAUAUACAGUGGAACCUUGGUUUACGAGUAACGCAGAUAACAAGUGUUUUGAAAGACGAGCAACUUUAACCACUU